Sceloporus undulatus (fence lizard) is the source of this 1899-nucleotide messenger RNA. It is a transcript of the gene UBE2A, whose product is annotated as ubiquitin conjugating enzyme E2 A. The coding region runs from base 264 to 722 and encodes 152 amino acids. Lineage: Eukaryota; Metazoa; Chordata; Lepidosauria; Squamata; Phrynosomatidae. The transcript has 6 exons. Gene Ontology annotation, cellular component: HULC complex. Gene Ontology annotation, biological process: DNA repair; proteasome-mediated ubiquitin-dependent protein catabolic process; protein polyubiquitination. The record is from RefSeq and is a predicted model, not a curated record. Gene Ontology annotation, molecular function: ubiquitin conjugating enzyme activity.
UUCUUGUCCCCCCCAUUUCGUGACCGUAGUGGUGCCGUCCGGCAUUGCCGAAGAGCCUCCGCGGCCGCUACCACCUCCGUCUUUAGGGGGAGUGUUGUUUGUCGCCGUCUCACUUCCUUCCCUCCCCCAGCUAUUGUUGUGGUAGAGGCCUAGCUCGCUCGAGGGCGCCGCUCGAGUUCUUCCUCUUCCGCCGCCGCUGCCUCGGCCGUCCUGCCGCCUCCUCUGGGCCGGUGUAUGAGCGGUUUAUAACCGGGGAGCCGGCCAUGUCGACGCCCGCCCGGAGGCGCCUCAUGCGGGACUUCAAACGGCUCCAGGAAGACCCCCCGGCUGGCGUCAGCGGGGCCCCUUCGGAGAACAACAUCAUGGUGUGGAACGCUGUCAUCUUCGGGCCUGAGGGAACUCCAUUUGAAGAUGGAACUUUCAAGCUUACCAUAGAAUUCACAGAAGAAUAUCCAAACAAGCCACCUACUGUUAGAUUUGUCUCUAAAAUGUUUCAUCCAAAUGUCUAUGCAGAUGGUAGUAUAUGUCUGGAUAUUCUUCAGAAUCGUUGGAGUCCUACCUAUGAUGUAUCAUCCAUCUUAACAUCUAUACAGUCUUUACUAGAUGAGCCUAAUCCAAACAGUCCAGCAAACAGCCAGGCAGCUCAACUAUACCAAGAGAAUAAACGGGAAUAUGAAAAACGGGUUUCUGCAAUAGUAGAACAGAGUUGGCGUGACUGUUGACCCUGGAUGAUGCAAAUGAACACUCUGAGGAAAAUAUAUGUAUGAAGUGUCUGAGUCAUCCUCCUCCUAGCAUCACUGCAUUUACUUUGAAAACAAAAUAGCUGUUGUGCUGUUGCCACCCACCCUUGAUGAAGCUUCUUUCUCCUCGGACAUCAGAAAGCACCCCCUCCCAUUCCCUUUGAGGUCAAAUGUACUGUACUUGGGUUACUUGUAAAAGAAUUACUGAGGCUGAAUUCCACUUUCUGUGGUCUUUCCAUCUCCAGUCUUAAGGGCAGUAUUGUGCAUUUCUGUAGUGUACACGGAGCUUUUAAUUGUAAUUGUGUUAUACACAGUGAUGCUUAUGUGUAGCUUGGUUUAAAAAAGGGAUGUUUAUAUACAAUAUACAUUUUUAACUACGAUUUCAAUGCUGAUCUGUCCAGGCUGGUCAUUUAACUGCUGGUAUCAAUUUCACUACAUCUGUAAGUACCGUGCAAAGGACGAAGCUUUCCCUGCUCUUUUUCAUUCUUCUUACUUUUCUGUUCAGCAGUGUAGUGAAAAAUACCUUGAGCUUCAAAAUAUAUGGAGAGAAUUGGAGUGCAGAAAGGGAGGAGAAAGGGUUGUACUCUGCUUUCGGUAUUGUAUAUAGUCUUCAUCAGGGUAAUGUGGCAACACAUUGAAGGUUAAAAUGCGCUGCAUCCUUUCUGCAGGACUCCUUACACUAUCAAUUAGUUAAUGGCUGACAACCUUUGAGAGUGGAUACACUGGGGAAGGGAUGGAAUUCUGUUGCUUAGCUUAGCGGUAAACGAUAAAGGAAUCAGAUAGCUUAAAAAAAAUCAUUUUAUGACUUUAAUGUCUACUUCUGUUGUGGGAAAAGAUCACCAGAAGCCACUGAUUUAUGUUCUGUUGGAGAAAGUAAAAAAAUCACAAGUACUCCUAUUGCAUGCCUCCUUUUCUCUGCAUUCCCUCCCUCAGUUUUACAAAGUUGAUCCACCUUUACAGAAGCAUUUUUGUAAAGCUCAGUUUGUACAUUUUGGAUACCUUAAGCAGCAGUGUGGGAGGAGACUGAUCAGUGUGUUUUGUCUGCUCUUCCAGUGUCUUCUGUGUAUACAUUGAUCUGUUGAGUACAACUUUGCACAAGUAACCCAUGUAAGAAAAUGUACAUUUUUCAAUUACUUGUAAAUAAAAUGUGUAACCUUAA